CGCCCGUCAUCCCCUGCCCGGACUGCGGAGUCCCAGCUCCCAACGCUGACCGACACCGCUGUCCGACCCUCCUCUCUCCACGUGCUCAGCGGGGCGGUCCAGGAACACUCCAGCCCCGCCCCUCCGCCCUAUUGGCUCAUCGGGCAGGCCCCGCCCACCGGCGUGCCGAUGGAGCCCCGCCUACCUCGGGGGCGGGUCCUAGGGAAGCAAGUGGGGCGUUCCCAGGUAGGCGCUAAACAUCUUUGCAAGGAGGCGCGUGGGUUGUUCGCUGCUGGACCGGCCGGCCGUUGGGGAGGGGGCUUUGGGUCGUCCCGUCCCGCCCCGUCCUCGGCUGCUGGUCUUGCCUUCGACGGGAGCGCAGCGAGGAGACACGUUCGCCGGGCUGCGCUGCGGCCAGCCUCAGCCCGAGCGGUAGUAGUGGCGACCCCGAGGAAAAAAGGGCUAUCGGUCCAAACCCGUGCAAAAAGACACGCAUGCCAGGACUCCCGACCUGGCCCAGUGCUUAGAACUGACCGUGAUACGGUUUUAAACCUUUCCCCUAAACUUUUGCAACCAAUGUUGCAAACAACUUAAUGCUCAAUGCUUGGGGCUGGUUCUCUCUCUCUCUCUCUCUUUUAAAAAAAUCUUCCUAUAGAUCAGUUCCGCUCCGCGGUUCAUGCAGGAAAAGUUGGUGGCACAAGCAAAUAAUUGCUUGAAAUUCGGGCUAAGCCCCGGACCUCUCAGAAUCCAUAGUCUUUGAAGGAUUGUGCAGAGAAAAGAACAUGAAAUAGCAAUUGUCUUGCAAGGAAAAGAUACACUGAGGAAGUUGUUUUUUUUUUUUCCACAACGAAAAGUAUCAGUCAAGAGAAAUUACAAAUGGAACCUGCAACAUAUCAUUCCAAAAAAGCAGGAGCAAAGAAAGAAAACAGUAGAAAACAGAUUGGUUUGAGCUCAGAAAUACUACCAAUAUCUUGCAGAAGCCGAAAGAAAUCUCUGAAGCAAAAUUCAAUAAUAAAGGCAUCUUUUGCACUGUGGAAAAAUAGCAACCAUGGAAGAAAAGGAAAGCAUGAUUAUUGUUUAAUGACUCCACGUGGAAAGCAAUUGGCACCACAAACACAGCAGAAAAAGUUUGCAGCAUUUAGAAAACUACAAGUCUCACUAUACGACAUAUUGGAUAAAAAUUGUGCUCCCACGCUAAAGAAGUCUUUCCAAAUUCCAAAUGUUGGGGCAUUGCUAGAAAAGGAAAAAAAGGACACAGCCGAGAGGCGCACCACAGAGGUGGAUAAUUCUAGAGAAGCAGGGGAAUGUUCUGGAGAAGUGGAGCCUGGGCAAACAAAUUCCAAUUGUGACAUUAGAAAAUCUGGAAAUGGAGCCAAAUCUUCGACAUUCUUGGCCUUGAGCGAUCAGAGCUUGUUUGCAACAUUCCCUUUUAUUGAACAAAACCAUGAAAAUACAGUAAUGGAUCCUUGUCUGGCCAAAACAGACGAAGAAAGGAAAGAAUGCUUUCAAAAGGCUUCUGUUCCUGUUUCUGAGGCAGAGACAUGGAAUACGAAAUGGUUUGAACCAACUGAAAAAUGUAUGGAAUCUGGGAGCCAUAUGGUCAAACAAACAGAGGAGGGACCUGCCUGUUAUAAAGCAGAAGAUGGUCAAGAUGUGGAGAUAAAGCUGUCAGGAGGAUCAAGUGAAACAGCUAUCAGUGAUGUAACCCAACCCUACAGCCUAAAUUCCAUCUCUGUCUCCGAUGAAGGAGUUUUGCAGGAUAGGGAAAUUAUCCCUGCUUUUAGCAGCAACGCAUUCUCCAAAACAUCAAUUGGCAGAAUGAUCUUGACUGAUAAAAAACCUCACGAAGGGGACAAACGUCACGUAUCUGAUCCGCUCUCGUCAUUGUCGGAGAUCAAUCUUAAGUUAGGCAUACAGACUCUGACUUCCAACGAGAGUGAAAUUAAGCUGCCAAUAAAGGAACUGAUGGGUCUCAGUCUGAACACAUUCACUGAAAAGAUCCAUGAAGAUCUGGUGAUCCUUGAAGAGGAGGAAAGUAAUAUCAGGGAUAGCAAUACAAAUAUGGAGAGCUUCUGCUUUCUGCUAAAAGACAAUGAAAUUCGAUACGAUGAAGCUCUGGUGUGUGUAGCCAAUGAAGAAAGGCCUGGAGAUUUUUUAUAUGGAGGUGGCCUUUCAGAUCAUGGGGCUGAAUAUUUAGUGCCAGAGGGCAACUUCACAGGCCAGAACUAUCCAGAUGAUGAUGAUGAUGAUGGAGCCUUCAUACACACUGAGAUCAAAAAAGCAACAAUGUCAGUUGAAGACAAAGAAGUCAAUUUCUUCAGCAAUGAAAAAGAAACUAUGGAUUGUCCACCAGCAGAAGAAAACAUUUCUCUGGGAGAAGAAGAAAGCUUGCUGCUGUAUCAGUCUCGGAGCGUAAAAAUGGUCUUUUAUGAGCUGUUUGGGUCACUAGUGAAACUUCUUGGAAGUCCCAGCUUUAAUCCGAAAAAAUCCAGAUUGGGAAAACUUACAGAACUGGAGGAUUCUUCAAGUGCAAAGACACGUGAAGGUAGUGACGCCAGGCUAUCUUCAAAGAGAAAAAAAGAAAAUAGGCUCUGUUUAGCAAACAGAACCACGUGUUUAGGCUGCGGGACAAAACAGAGGACAACACAGAAAAAGACUCCCAAGCCAAUACCUCGGCCGUGGCUCUCUCAAGAGCAAAGUCGCAUGAAGGUGAUAGAAACCUUGAGAGAAACCCUCCAAAAAAGGCUGAAUGAUACCCCUGACUUGGAUGUGCAGAAAAAUAUAGCAUCAAAAAUAGCGAAGAAAGUGGAGAUGGAGAUAUUCAAGCACUUUGGCCGCGUGGAUCGGCUUUACAAAAACAAGUAUCGCAGUCUGCUGUUCAAUCUGAAAUCAUCAGACAACCAGCUCUUCAACAAGUUGAUGCGUGGAAAAAUCACCCCAAGGAGAUUAGUUCAGAUGAGCUCUUUAGAGAUGGCCUCCAAGGAGCUAGCAGAGUGGAGAGCCAAGAAGAACAAACAUGAACUGGAGAUGAUUGAGAAAGAGGAGCGAGAAAUGCCGAGGCGUUGCUCUGAAAAAUUCACCCACAAAGGAAUUGUAGAGAUAUACAGAGAAGUAGACAUAGACGUGGCAUCUGAAGAAAUCAUUGAAUCAUCGCUACAUGAGGUACCAUCAUUAGCUGGGAGCAACCAAAUAAGAGAGUUGGCUGCUGACAAUGAGCAGGUAUUUGAGCCAGUCACGUAUAAAUUGACUUUUAAGCAGGAGGCAAAUCCCUCUCAGAUUUUGCGUCAAAACAUCGCAUGCUCGGAGAUGGACAAGACACCUCAGGAUGAAGGCAGCACUGCAAACCGAAAUCGACAGACGGCAAAGCGGCCCAGCUACUCAGUCAUCUGGAAUGGGCUUAUCCAGAUGUUCAGUGUGAAGCAGUUUGUAGCCAAAGCGUAUCCUGUUUCUGGUUUUGGCUCUCAUCUCUGUCAGGCUUUACCAACAGUGCUUCAGUCACAGGGAUGUAUUCUCCCCAAGGACGUCUGGGCUUAUGUGGAUAGCAUAUGGCCAAGAAAGAGAGAGGAAAUGGGGGUGAUAAGAUUCCGUCCCAGUUUAUCCAGAGAUUUCAGUUCUUACCACACAUUGUACACCUACCUGAACAACAGACAGAGAUACGGCAUUGCGGAAAGUAACCAGAUGGAGAUAUUCCUGGUGCCAUUACCAGCCUACCAAUUGGUGCCUUCCCAAUUCCACCCAGUAGGUGGACCAGGCCUUCAUCGGUGUCACCCAGCUUUGCUAUUGGGGCUAAUUUUGCCCAGAAGAACUCUUCUAGACAGGCUGAAGACACAUCAUGAUCUUCCACCUACAGCCAAGAAAAAGAGAAUCACUUCUAAGGUCAGCCCGGAAAACAGCUGUUUCACUCUCCCUUCACGUUUACAGGCAGAUGUUGGUCAGGAACAGACCCCGCAGCCUGUGUGCACAGAAGGGCUUUCCUUUGCGGAAGGCCUGACAAGCCUUCCAAAGCAAGAGGAGCUGACACUUGACAGUCUUCUUGAUCUCAUAGAACAGCUCAAAAGAGGCAUAGUGUGUAGAGCGCCUUCCACUUCUUGCCAGCAAGAUGCAAGAGAUGAAGUCAGCCAGCCUUCUUUGACAGCAGAUUCUGCUUCAACUGGAGAGCAAUUGGGCAAUUUAACUCUGGAAAUUUUGGGAGCACCGCCAUGUCAGAAUGAGGAAGAGAUACAGUUUUGCACCGAUCCUCUUCCAUCAGAUUUCUGUAGUGUGCUUGGGCCUCUUUUACCUUCUGGGGUUUUACAUCCAGAUCAACAGGGAACUCAUAUGGCGUAUGGAGCCCAAGGAAUAAACACCUUUGAAAAUCUACUUUUACCAAGUGUCUUUUGUGCUGAAGUUGUGACACCUGUUGAGGAACGUCAGGCUCAACUUCCACCCCAAAUUCCUUACACCAACACGAUUGGAGGGCAUAACUCAUCUCUGCAGGAAACAUUGUCUUUCAUCCAGACAAUGAUGCAGUCCAACGUUCAAAAUCUGGAAGCUCAAUCAUGUAGUCUCCUUACACAGGAAAUGAUCUCUGCACUGUCUCAGAUUCCAGCAGGAACAGAGUCGUUUCCAGCCCAGCAAGAUGGUGGACACUACAUAGGACCAACUUGAGAUGCUUGGGAGGGCGACGGAUGUGAUGGUGGCAGUUUAAAGCUGUAAAAGAGGGGACAACUCUCUGGGAGCAAAUAGAAAUAGGGGUGGAAUAAGCUGCAGGUGAAGGAGUUUUCAUUACUCUCUUAACCGGCUUGCAUAUUUAUUCCUUAUAAUUCUAAGAGACUAGGGUAGGUUUAGCUUUUAAUUGUGCAUUGAUCGGGGUUUAAAAGUUCAUUUUGAUGAGUAUUUCUCAAUCUUGGCAACUUCCCCAGCCAGUAGGGGAUUCUGGGAGUUCAAGUUCCACACAUCUUAAAAUUGCCAAGAUUGAGAAACACUGAGUUGGAUAUUGUUAGUUGUCUGAAUCCUAGUAUGCCCAUCUCAUACCGUGGUCAUGACAAACAGGUAGCCAAUUGGUUCACCAGAAACCAUUGUAAACUCAAGACUUAAAAUGACCAUUUUCCAUGAAGUUAAUGGAAAUUGGCAUUUGGUCAUUUCCAGGGCAAAAACAGAUGGAUAGUUUUCUGUUUUUCUGCUAUAUGCUGAUGACUCCAAAUAACCAUGUGGGCAAGAGGCAGAUUCCACGAGGAAAAUGCGGAUUGCGUUGGGGUUGAAGCUGUUGUCUGAUUAGAAGACACAAUUGUACCUAACAUGUAUUUUCAUGUUAAGAAAGCAUUCUAAAGUGUUAAAUUAAAAAAAAAUAAAGG
Crotalus tigris (Tiger rattlesnake) is the source of this 5312-nucleotide messenger RNA. RefSeq names its product SPOC domain containing 1 (gene SPOCD1). The transcript is spliced from 15 exons. NCBI's taxonomy places the organism in Eukaryota, Metazoa, Chordata, Lepidosauria, Squamata, Viperidae. Gene Ontology annotation, biological process: DNA-templated transcription. The record is from RefSeq and is a predicted model, not a curated record. Gene Ontology annotation, cellular component: nucleus. Bases 856 to 4626 code for a protein of 1256 amino acids.